Molecule: messenger RNA, 122 nt
Organism: Racocetra fulgida
Lineage: Eukaryota; Fungi; Glomeromycota; Glomeromycetes; Diversisporales; Gigasporaceae
Source: the annotation of a GenBank genome assembly
AUGCGACCUAUAAAACAAAUGCAUUGGGCUAUGAACUUUACUCUGUAAUUAGUCAGUAUGAUGGUUCAGGCUUUGCAUUGGCAUAUUUGUUUGUUGAAGGAUGUAAGCAAGAUGGAGCAUGA